AUGAAUCGUUUACGUGUAAUAUUGGUGAACCAAGUUUUAACCCUGACUGAAUUCACACCACAAUUACCACUGUUCUUCACGAUACUACUUUUACAAAUUUCAGUAGUUUCCAACAGUACCAUAAAACAUUAUCUUUUAAUACAUGGUCCAAUGCAUUCACAUGCUCUAAUCAAUACAACUGUACAACUUAAAUGUCGUGUUCAUUUAUUGAUUCAGAAUACAAGUAAUCUUGAAGAUAUUUAUUCAGAAAGUAUACCAUAUAGUCAUUUAAAUGAUAUACAAUUGAGAACAUCUACAUUAUCAUCUACACCAUCUAUUUGGCAAGUUAUUAAUCCAAAUUUAUUGACAAAUAAAUUAAAAAUUAUUGUUCAAUGGAUGAAAGAUGGUUUUGGAUAUGAUCGUGAUACAUUAAAGGAGACAUUCAAUGGAAGAUAUACAAUGAUUGAAUCAAAGGAAAAAGAUGUGUACGAUUUAAUUAUCACCAAUAUACAAUAUGAAGAUGAAGGUGAAUACGCCUGUCAAGCUAGAUUGGUAGAAAAGUUGGAUUUAUAUAAAGCUGUAUUUCGGCAGUUAACCAAUCAGACAAAAAGGCAGGAAAAGUCAAUGAACUCUGACCUUGACUCAUCAAUGAGUAAUCCACUUGCUCUACCAAUGAGUUUAAUUAAAAGUAAUACAGCAUACUUAAAUGUCAUUGUUCCACCAAAAUCAAUAAAUUUGAGUAUAUUAUCAUAUAGAAAUUCAAUAUUUCAAUAUUCAAUCAAUAAUAAAGAUCAAUUGAAUCAUUUUAAGUCUAUUCCAUUGACAAUGAUCAAUACAAAUAAUCAAUCAAUAUGGUUAUCUUUAAAUCAAUCAAUUGUAUUGAUUUGUAGUACAACAGUAAUGAGUAAACCAUUAGGAAAAUUAAUUUGGUCAGUGAAUAAAAAGAAUAUUUUAUUCAAUAAUAAAGAUUAUUCAUCUAUGAAAUAUACAUCAUCUUCAUAUUUAAAAGAAAAAUCAAUUUUUAAUCAAUUAAAUGAAAAUAUGAAACAUGAAUUAUUCAAUUGGUUAAAUAUAAUAUAUUGUCAAUUGAAUUAUCAAUGUCAUAUAAUGAAUAUAACACAAAAAUCAAUCAUUUUAAAUAAUCCAUUGUGUAUAGGUCAAUCAAAUGAAUUUAUUCAACUUGCUUAUAUAACAUCUGAUUUUCAUUUGCUUAGAAGUUGGUCCAUCUUAAAUCUUACUUUUCAUGGAACUGAAGCUGACAGCAUUCCAGUUAUGUGCUCAUUAGAUAAUCUAAAUGAUUACAUGGCUAAGGGUAUCAAUGCUUCAGAUAACCCAAAUACCAACCAGACUAUUUCUACUACCAACUAUCAGCAGAUAUCUCAACCGCCAGUAUUUCAGUCAAUAACUAUCAAUCUUAUGUAUAUUACCAAUGUGUAUGUGAAAAUUUACUCACUCCUGGAUAUGGUCAAUUCUUCCACUGAGACCACAGGUGUACUUAUUGAAAAUCAGCCUGUUCAAUUAGGAUGCUUCUAUGAAAAGUCGAAUGCACCAGCUGAUGCAACUUAUGAAUACACGUUUUUCAUUCAAUCAAAAAAAAAUUCAAUCCUAUUGGAAGUAAAUCCAUUUCAAAUGAACCGAUACAGUAAUGAUCAAUCACAGUCAAGUAUUUCCAACUCAUUAACAUCAUUGGUUCAAUGGUCAAAAUAUCAUUUCAUUGAAUUUUUACCUGAUCGAAAAUUCCAUGAUACUAGAGUCUACUGUCAAAUAUCGAUAAAACAGAGUAGACAGAUGGAAAACAAUAAAAAUUCCUUAGUAAUAUCACCUGAAUCAUUUCUGUUAUCUAACGAGAGAUAUCAAAAGGAUAUUCAAGUGGUUUCCUCUAAAGGUUAUAUUGAUUUAGCUGUAUACUAUGGACCGCAGAUUAAGAAUCCUGAAGAUCAGUUCUUCCUCGUCUAUCCCUGUACCGGGUCAGAUCACGAAUUAAGGAAUUCUUGUUCUAGUGGAUUACGGAAACAAAACAUAACAUUAUGGUGCCAAACAGAUUUUAAUCCACCCGGUCAAGUUAAAUGGUUUCAAUGGCGUCUAAAUGACUCAUUAUUGUAUAUAACAAAUGGACAAAGUUUUCAACUGAAUACAGAACAAUUACAGACUAUAUUGAAUCCUGUUGAAAUUAAUUCUAAUAAUUUAUGGAUUAUUGAUAAAUAUUUUAUGGAAAAUGUUUCUUCUUAUGAUAAACAGUUUACUACAAGUGAAUACUUUCAUCUAAAGUUUUGGAAGUUUACAUGUAGUGCUGUUAAUUCAAUAGGAUUUUAUAAUCAUUCAGCAAAUCGAUUCAUCAUACAAGCAGAUAAACCAUUUCUAUACACUCGUCUAAAAGUUUAUGGAUUACUAGGCAAAUCAAUAAAUCUUGUAUGUUAUAUAAUCAGUUUUCCAAAACCAAAUUUUAUUUAUUCAAUAUGGUCAUAUAAUGGGAAAUAUAUUACCAAUGAAAAAUGGAGUAAUCAUAAUAAACCAAUAGUUCUUAAUUCAUCCAAAUGGUAUUCACAAAUCUCCACUUUUAAUAUGCCUAACUCAAACUUCAAAUAUUCAAUCAAUACUAAGGAGUAUUCAUUUGGAUUAAUUAGUACAUUAAGGGUAAAUAACUUGUCGGAGAGUGAUGAAGGAAACUAUGAAUGUUCCAUGACAAAUAUAAUCGGUACAAGUUCAUCUAUGAUCACUUUAAAGCUUCAUAAUAAAUACACUUCAAACGGGUUUAUUCAGACACUUUCAAUAUGUCUACUAUUUGCAGUAAUUCUCCCUUUGGCAGUUAUCAUCAUCUUACUGUAUAUCCGAAGGACAAAUGGACAUUUUCGACAGUACAAUAAAUUUUGUACAAGAUUUCGAUUAAAAUCCAAUCGAAAAAUGUGCAAGACAAAUCAAAAGGGUGGCUACAAUCAAAAGUUUGUUGACUCAAACCUGAAUGGGUAUUGUAUGGGAGUAGAUUUUUCGGAGUUUAUACAAAAUUUACUGACAGAUGGAGUAAAUGAUUCUAAUGAAUCACAUCAACCAUUGAAUCAGCCUAUGACGGUUGAUCACAUGAUUCCUUUACAUCAGAAAUAUUGUAAUCAAUUCCACGAUGAUGAUGUAACCAGUGAUCAUAUUGGAAAACAUGGUCAAUCAACUGAACAAGAUAUACAUUGCUGUAUACUUCAAAAUAACUGUCAACACCAUUCUAGUGAUAUCAAUAUUCCACCGGGAUCUCAUUGUCUAACAUGUCCAUAUUCAAAAAUGCUAAUUGUUGACAAUACUAAUGUCAUCCAUUACAACAACGAAAACAAUAAAAAUAUAUGCCUCCAUGAUAGUUGUCAUUCGAAACAAAUCACUUUUCAUCCUGAAAUAAAAGAAGAAAAAUUUUCCUCUAUAAUUCCUUGUUGUUUAACAAAGAUUAUGCACAAUACACUGAAAUAUGAACCUGUCCUAUACCUUGGUAAUGAUACUAUCAUUACCAAUACUACUAAUAAUAAUAGCAGUAAUCAUGAAAUGACUAGAUUGAAAAAACCGUCAAUAUUCAAUUCUAUGCAAAUAAAUAACAAUAAUACUUCUGUUGAAGAAUUCCCAUUGAAUUCAAUGAUCAAUCAAGGAGAAAAAUGGUGUAGAGAAUAUAGAAUUGAAAAUGAUUCAAUGUCACAUCAGUAUUUCACAUUACCACAUCAUUAUUCAUUACAUAUGGAUGAUUUUAUGAAUAGUAAUAAUAAUCAUAAUAAUAAUUACCAAAAUGGAUCCAGAGAUCAUGUUUAUAGUACACUGAAAUGGGAAAAAUCAAAACUUUCACCUACAUUAAAUGGAAGUACUUCUUAUUAUGGCAGGAAAUCUACUCAAAUUAGCGAUGAUAAUAAUGCGAUAAAGGAUGUUAUCAUUCAAGUGGAUGAUCUUAAAACUAAUCCAACUUGA
This is a messenger RNA of Heterobilharzia americana, 3909 nucleotides long. NCBI's taxonomy places the organism in Eukaryota, Metazoa, Platyhelminthes, Trematoda, Strigeidida, Schistosomatidae. The record is from the annotation of a GenBank genome assembly.